AUGUAUCCUAAGUAUCAGAAGGAAUUGCUGCAACCUUCUCCGUUCUCUGAGGACAUUGAAAGUAACGGCGGAUCAAGUUCUAUCGAUCGGUGCGAGUAUGGUUCUUUGUACGCCAGAGAUUGUGGUGACGCCGAGACGAUCUACUUCUAUUCUUAUGUUGGUACUGCAUCCAACCCGGUUAGAACAACGGCAUCAGUAUAUCAGGGUGCAUUCUAUCUUAAAAUCGAUGUGUGGGACGCCGAUAAUAAUCCAGCUGAUCUUGUUGACAAAUAUCGUAAAACCAUUACACAACGAGCCGAUGGUGUUUGGAGAAGGUACUACCUUUAUGGUCAAAGGACCCAGGCAUCUUACACAACGACCAUCGUAGACGUUGCUGUGUAUUGCAAUACGAAUUACUACAAUAGCGACUGCGCCACGUACUGUGUUCCCCAAAAUUCAAAUUCAAAUGGUCACUACACAUGUGACUCAUCAACGGGGGCAAAGAUAUGUUACCCAGGUUAUUCGGGGUCAAGCUGCACAGUUGAUAUCAACGAGUGCAGAAGCAAUCCGUGUAGAAACGGGGGAAUGUGUACACAUGGUAUCAACUACUUCACGUGCAGCUGCGCACCCGGUUUCCAGGGCACAACAUGUACCGUGAACAUUAAUGAGUGCGCUAGCUAUCCGUGCGCAAACGGUGGCACAUGCGUAGAUGGGGUGAAUGGCUACCAAUGUCAAUGCCGAGCAGGUUUCAACGGAGGACGAUGCCAGACUGAAAUAGACGAGUGUCUCUCGUCACCAUGCUUGAAUGGCGCCAUCUGCAAUGAUGCUAUAGCUGGAUAUACAUGUGUAUGCGCAUCCGGAUUUAGUGGCCAGUAUUGUGAAAAUGAUAUUGAUGAAUGUGGGAGCAGUCCGUGCAAGAACGAGGCCAUGUGUUCUGACCAGGUCGAUGGGUUCAACUGUAUAUGCGCCGGAGGAUAUACGGGAACGUUAUGUGAAAUUGAAAUUGAUGAAUGUGGAAGUUUUCCAUGUCAGAAUAAUGCCACGUGUUAUGAUGACGUCAAUGGGUUUAUUUGCGAUUGUGCCUAUGGUUAUUUUGGAGACUUUUGUGAUUUUAAUAUCACUGAUUGCAUUGCAUUGUGUGAGAAUAACAGUACAUGUGAGAUAGCUAACUCUACGAUGACCUGCCAUUGUGCUCCUGGCUUCGAUGGUGGCCUAUGUGACAAAGAAUAUGAUGAAUGCCAAAGUCAACCGUGCCAAAACGGGGCAACAUGUCAUGACGUCAUCAACGGGUUUGUCUGCUCGUGUGCACCGGGAUAUUCUGGAACAAGCUGCCAAGAAGAAGUAAAUGAAUGUGAUAGUAAUCCUUGUGUUAACAAUGCAGAAUGUGUUGAUCUCAUUGCCGAAUUUUUCUGUAACUGUACUGAGGGUUUCGAAGGGAAUUUCUGCGAAAUAGACAUCGACGAAUGCAUGUUUUCAGAAUGUGUUGGUAACUCAACAUGUACUGAUGGCAUAGGUGGAUACUAUUGUGAAUGUGAAGACGGUUAUGAUGGCAAUUUAUGCGAAUAUGAAAUAGAUGAGUGUGCAAGUUUUCCGUGUAAGAAUAAUGCCACAUGUUAUGACAUCCUUAAUGGUGUCAUCUGUGAUUGCGCAUAUGGGUUUUUUGGGGACUAUUGUAACUUUGAUAUCACCGAUUGUCCAAGAUUUUGUAAGAAUAACAGUACAUGUGAAAUAGCUAACUCCACGAUGACAUGCCUCUGUGCUCCUGGAUUCUAUGGUGAACUAUGUGACAGAGAAUUUGACGAAUGUCAAAGUCAACCGUGCCAAAACGGUGCAACAUGCAAUGACGUCGUCAAUGGGUUCGCCUGCUCAUGCGCGCCUGGAUAUUCUGGCGCAAGCUGCCAAGAUGAAGUGGAUGAAUGUGAAAGUAGUCCUUGUGUGAAUGACGCAGAAUGCAUUGACCUGCUCGCUGACUUUUUUUGUAACUGUACCGAAGGCUUUGAAGGUAUUUUCUGCGAAAUAGACAUCGACGAAUGCAUGUUUUCAGAAUGCCUUGGAAACUCAACAUGUAUUGAUGGCAUUGGCGGAUACUCUUGUAAAUGCGAAGCCGGUUAUGAUGGCAAUUUAUGUGAAAUUGACAUAGAUGAGUGCCAGAGUAAUCCGUGUAAAAAUGGCGCUAAGUGUACAGAUGACAUUAAUUCAUUCACGUGCUCAUGCAUACCUGGAUACACCGGUGGAAUGUGUGAAGUAGAUGUUAAUGAAUGUAAUUCUUCACCGUGUUUGAAUAAUGGAACUUGUGUUGAUCAGAUUGGUUCGUACUCUUGUAUGUGUGUUAUCGGCUGGGAAGGCAUCGUCUGUGACUUCAACCCAAAUGAUUGCCUAUACUCAAACUGCUUCAAUAAUGCAAUUUGUGUCGAUGGUAUAGGUGAAUACUUUUGUGAAUGCAAAGCCGGUUACUAUGGUGAUUUAUGUGAAUUUGAAAUAGAUGAAUGCCUAAGUAACCCGUGUAGAAAUGGCGCUAACUGUACAGACAACAUCGAUGCAUUUAUGUGUACCUGCGCACCCGGCUAUACAGGUGUCGUGUGCGAAGAGGAUUUUAACGAAUGUAAUUCUUCACCAUGUUUAAAUAACGCAACUUGUGUUGAUCAAAUUGAUUCGUAUUCCUGUCUGUGUAACGUUGGAUGGGAAGGAACCGUCUGUGACUUCAACCCGAAUGAUUGUAUGCACUCAAAAUGCUUCAAUAACUCAACUUGUAUUGAUGGUAUCGGCGGCUAUACCUGUGAGUGUCCGACAGGCUAUGAAGGGGAAUUAUGCGAAAAUGACGUAAAAGUGUGUGACGAAUAUCCCUGCCAAAAUAACGCUACUUGUGUAGAAGAAAUCGGUUGGUUUGUGUGUAUCUGUGCUCCAGGUUUUGAAGGCGCUUAUUGUGACGUAGAUAUCAACGACUGUGCGAUAAUGCCUUGCGCGAAUGAUGGAACCUGUGUUGAUAUGGUCAACGGGUUUGAAUGCUAUUGCCCAGAUGACUGGUACGGUACCAACUGCACAACGUACCUGCCGAACUUAUGUUUGAAUAAUAACUGCACAAAUAAUUCAACAUGUCAAGGAACUUUAGAAGGUUUCAUUUGUACCUGUUUACCUGGAUUUACAGGAAAGUAUUGUGAGGAGGAUGUGAACGAAUGUCUAGGUGGUGCGUGCUUACAUGGAGGAACCUGCCGUGACCACAUUGCCGGGUUUUCGUGCGAGUGUAUCCCUGGAUACACUGGUAAAUUCUGUGAGGUUGUUCUUGACACAUGCGACAAGGUAGAGUGUAAUAAUGGAGAGUGCAUUGAGGAGACUGACGGCUUCGCCUGCCAAUGUCUGCCCGGCUACGAAGGAAUCAACUGUGACAACAACAUCGAUGAAUGUGCAUCAUCACCUUGCCUAAACGGUGGGACAUGUACGGAUGACGUCGAUAAAUUUAAUUGCAAAUGCCCAGAAACAUUGUCAGGGAGUACGUGCGACCAAGACGUUGACGAGUGUACAAAAGGUGAUGUCUGUCCUGAAAAUGCCAUCUGUAGAAAUACGUUUGGUGGCUUUGAUUGCGCCUGCAAGCCCGGAUUCACUGGUGAGAAAUGCGAGGACUUUAAGGAUCCAUGUGUUGCGCAUGGAAUGCCGUGUAAUAAUGGGGGUACUUGUGCAACAACAGACGAAUCUUACAGAUGUGAAUGCAGUAUUGGAUUUACAGGGGAAACUUGUAACAUCAUCAUGGAUCCAUGCAAAUCUUCGCCAUGUUUGAACGAUGGAGAUUGUGAGAUAAACGACGAGAAAAGUUACACGUGCAGGUGUACUAAAGAAUAUGCAGGUGAACGAUGUGAAAUAGUAAUUGCUACAUCAGCGUUUGUAUUCUACAUGUCGGGAAGUGUGUCUGAUGAAAGUCAGCUUGCAGACGAUAUCGCCGAGCUGUACAGUCUCUCCUCAGGGUCAACUGAUGAGGUUGAAGUUGUUGUGUUGUCUGUAGAAGAUUAUGUUUCAGUCGAUACAGGAGAACCUGUGAGUAAAGUUGAAGUCAUAAAAAUGGUAAAUGGUACUGCACAGACUAACGAAGAAAUCAUGUCCGUAAUUACUGAAACACCCACUGACGUCAUCGAGAAGGGUCUAGAUGCUGAAUUGUUCAUUGGCGAUGCAGUACCAAAGAAUGAGUACGCUGAAAAGGGGUGGUUUGAAGAAAAUUGGAUCUGGUUUAUGUUCGUAGUUAUUGGAGUUCCGUGUGGAGCAGUUGUUUCAGUGCUGUUGCUACGAAAUCUAAAACGAUCCAUGAAGGUCGGUCCUGUAGAGGAGGAAAAUUCGGAUGUUCCGUUAAGUGCCUCGAGUAAUGAGGAGCCCAAGACGGAUGAUUCCAUGCCAAAAGUAGAUACGUCAAAUGUGUAGGGGGAAAUACAUCACGAUUACCUUGUUGUGAGUAAUGCUUAUGACAUGGAGGAGUUGCCAAAAACGGAUGAGAUCAAUGUGUAUAAGACAAUAAGUCUAUAAAAUUAUCUUGUAGUAAUUAUGACACUUGGGACUCUUUUCAACAUUUUUGUGAUAACUGUGUAGAUUUUGAAAAAAAAAA
Messenger RNA from Anneissia japonica, 4564 nucleotides. RefSeq names its product fibropellin-1-like. The record is from RefSeq and is a predicted model, not a curated record. Gene Ontology annotation, molecular function: calcium ion binding. Gene Ontology annotation, cellular component: membrane. The transcript has 11 exons. Lineage: Eukaryota; Metazoa; Echinodermata; Crinoidea; Comatulida; Comatulidae. Gene Ontology annotation, biological process: cell communication. Bases 1 to 4383 code for a protein of 1460 amino acids.